GAAAUGGGGCCAAUCAAUUAACUAGUAGCUGUCAUCUCAUUAUAAAACUAGAGAAACAUAAUCCCCUCCUAAGCCAUUUUAACUCUACCAAACAAUUAAACAUACGCACUUGUGUGUCUUUUCCUUCUUCAUCUCAAUCAUGGCCGAUGCAGUUGUUUCAGCUGUGUUGGAAAAAUUGACUUCAAUUGCUCUAGAUGAAAUAGAGACAGAGGUGAGGCGAGUUAUCAACGUUCGUGGAGAAGUGAACAAGCUUAGUAGCAAUUUUCAAGCCAUCAAAGCUGUUUUGGAGGAUGCGGAGCGGCAGCAGCUGGAAAAGGGGAAGGCCAAUGUUCGAGAUUGGUUGGGCAAGCUCAAGGAUGUCUCUUAUGACAUCGAUAAUGCAUUGGAUGAGUGGAGCACUGCAAUUCUCAAGUCAGAACUUGAACCGAAGCCGAAGGUAUGUUCCUUCGUCCCCUCUCCUUCCUAUUGCUUUAAUAGAGGGAAACUGCUUCUCAAAACUGCACACAAGAUACAGGCUUUGAAUGAGAGGUUGGUUGGUAUUGCAAAUGAGAGAGAAAGGUAUGGGUUUAAGGUAUUAAAUAGUGAAAAACCAAAACGUGAUGAAACCACUUCUUUCAUAAAUGUAGCAGAGGUGAUGGGUAGGGUUGAGGAUAAGGAGAGGAUAGUAAAUAUGUUGCUAAAUGAGGGUAGAAUUGACGAAAUAGGAUCAAAACUUCAGAUGAUCUCCUUGGUAGGCAUUGGGGGGAUUGGGAAGACUACCCUUGCUAGACUAGCCUUUAAUAAUGAGGAAGUAAAAUCUCAUUUUGAAGCAAAAAUAUGGGUGUGUGUUUCUGAUACUUUCAAUGAGAUGAAAAUUGCCAAAGAUAUUCUUAAAUUUGUGAUUGGUAAUGGUGAUAAGGAUGUUAUUGAGAAAUUGCAUAAAUUGAAUUCUGAUGUUGAAAAAAUGGAUAAAUUGAGGGAUGCUAUUGUAGAAACGGAGAAGUUGAGGGAUACUAUUGAAAGGUUAGACAAAUUGGAGGAUGUAUUGCUAUACCUUAAAACCUCAAUCGAGGGUAAGAAAUUCCUACUUGUCCUAGAUGAUGUGUGGACUGAAGAGUAUGGAAAGUGGGAUCAACUAAAACACUUGUUGUUGAGUAAUGGUUCCCAAGGAAGCAAGAUCUUAGUGACCACCCGUAAGGAGAAAGUAGCGGUAAGCAUGGGUUGCGAAUUGUUCAAAGUGGGACAGUUAUCUGGAGAAGAAGGUUGGUCAUUGUUUAGUCAAAUUGCGUUUUUUGGGAGGUCUAAUGAUGAUUGUAGAAGUUUGGAAGAAAUUGCUAGAGACAUUGCAAAAAAGUGCAAAGGCUUGCCACUUGCUUUGAAGACAUUAGGUGGCCUUAUGCGCUGGAAAAAAAGCAUAACAGAAUGGCAAAGUGUGUUAGAAAGUGAAGUAUGGGAACUUGAAGAGGCUGAACAAGGUCUUUUCCACUCCUUAAUGUUUAGUUAUUUUGAUUUACCACCACACUUGAGGCAGUGUUUCUCAUAUUGUGCAAUCUUUCCAAAAGACUAUGUGAUAGAGAAAAAAAUGUUAAUUGAGUUAUGGAUGGCACAAGGUUUUCUCAAGGGGACUCAAGAUAUGGAGAUGGUAGGGGAAAACAACUUUAAUGACCUGUCAAUGCGCUUCUUAUUUCAAGAUUUUGAAAUGGAUGAAAAUGGUGGCAUUAUCAAGUGCAAAAUGCAUGACAUGGUGCAUGAUUUUGCUAUGUUUCUGACUAGAGGUGAGUGUUUGACAAUGGGAAGUAGUAGCAGCAUUCAAUGUUUCAAUGGCAAAACUCGUCAUUUCUUUUUGAUGAUGCAAACAGAAGAGACUAUUGCUAUUCAGACUUGCACUAAAAACUUGCACACUUUGCUUAUUGAGCCAAAUGGAAGAAAUCCUAUUUCUCAUAUUGAAUUAUUGAAAUUGUUUGAUAGACUUAAAUGUCUCAGGAUAUUGAAAUGUUCAAAUUCUAGAAUUAAAAAGUGUCCAAAACAAAUAGGCAAAUUGAUACAUUUGAGGCAUCUUGACUUGUCAAAUAAUAGGGAGUUAAAGAAAUUGCCUGAGGCAGUGUGUGACUUGUAUAAUUUGCUUAUACUAGACAUUAGUGGAUGUGACAGACUUAAAAGACUUCCUCAUAGAAUGGGAAAUCUUAUCAACUUGUUGCAUCUUCGGAAUGAGAGGACAGCUCUGAAAUUCAUGCCUAAAGGCUUGGAGAAAUUGACUAGUUUGAAAACAUUGAAUGUGUUUGUGGUAACUCAAAAAGGAGCUACACUAAGUGAUUUGGGGAACUUGAAUCAUCUUCGUGGGAGUCUUACCAUAAGAGGAUUGGGAAGUGUUAGAGAUCAGAGGGAAGCAGAAAAGGCGCAACUACAGAAUAAGAAGGGGAUUACUAAUUUGACUCUAAAAUUUGAUUUGGAAACAUUAAAAUUUCCCUUGGGGAAAUUGCCUUCUCUAGAAUCACUCAAGGUGGAUGGUAUGUGGAAAGUAAAAAAGGUGGGAGUUGAAUUUUUGGGGAUAGAAAUGUCUUUGUCUACAUCUUCAUCAUCCGUUGUUGCCUUCCCCAAUUUGAAGACACUGAAGUUUAAGCGAAUGGAUGAGUGGGAAGAGUGGGAAGAGUGUGAUUAUGGAAGCAGAGGAGAAAUCAUGCCACGUCUUUCUUCCUUGACAAUUUACGAGUGUCCGAAGCUAAAAAAGUUGCCAGAUUAUGUUCUCCAAAAUAGUACCCUGCAACAAUUGAAAAUUAGUUAUUCAUCAGAUGCAGUCAUUUCAAAUCUAUUCAAAAAGGACUGCAAGCCCCAUAUCUCUCGCAUUUCUAACAUGGAUGUGGAAGGGGAAAGAGGUACUUCACUUUGACUUUACCUUUUUCAUUAACAUUUUCAAAUUUUUUGGUAAGCAUCAAGAGUAAACACAUUACUUAAAUGCAUAAAUUAACAACAACCGAAAGAAUAAAAAAAAAAAAAGAGGCUGAAAUCGAUCCUUUUGUGUUCCUUUUUUGUUUUAAAAAAAUUAUUAUAUUGUA
Molecule: messenger RNA, 3032 nt
Organism: Rubroshorea leprosula
Lineage: Eukaryota; Viridiplantae; Streptophyta; Magnoliopsida; Malvales; Dipterocarpaceae
Source: the annotation of a GenBank genome assembly